UUAGCUUCACUCCAGAUCUCUGGAUCCAAACAGCAGCUGGUUGAUCUCCGUUUCCUCAACUCUCCUAGUUCAUCCAUCUUUGAGUCGAUCUCCGUUAGUUUUUUUUCUGAGAUUGAAGUUAUCGGCCUGGGCUGAGGCAAACUACAGACAACAGAAAGGCACUGUGGCUUGUGUCAGAUACAAACUGUGUUCAGCAAAUCCCUUCGGAUCACCUGUGAAGUAGGGCAUCAAGUGCCUUGUUCAAGGGCACUUCAGCAACACCUACCGCAGAGGAAAGAGGCGUCCGUCGCUUUACCGUCAUUAAACCUUUUGUGAGUUUGCGUCAAACUACCAACAUCUACAUUUAAAAUCAGGUCAGCAGCUCAGCGGUCAUCAGAAGGGUGAAUUAAAAGCUCCAAGCCCAGCUUGAGUCAGUCAUGGCAGACUGGAGCCUUUUGGGAAACUUCCUGGAGGACGUACAGGAGCACUCCACCUCUGUUGGCAAGGUGUGGCUGACCAUCCUGUUUAUCUUCCGUAUCCUGGUGCUCGGGACGGCAGCCGAGUCAUCAUGGGGCGAUGAGCAGGAAGACUUCAACUGUGACUCGGUGCAGCCGGGCUGCGAGAACGUCUGUUAUGACCGAGCAUUUCCUAUAGCACACAUACGAUACUGGGUGCUGCAAAUUGUGUUUGUUUCAACACCGAGUCUAAUCUACAUGGGCCACGCCAUGCACACGGUUCGCAGGGAGGAGAAGAGAAGGAGCCGGAGGAGGAAGAGGAUGCGGGUGGAGGAGGGAAAGAGGAAGACAAAGGAGGAGGUGAAGGAGGAGGAGGUGGAAGAAACAAGCAGGGAAGGAGUGCUGAGAAGAAUGAAAGAAAGGAAAAAUAUGAAGGUUCAUCUACAGCGAGUUCGGCUGAGGGGGGCACUGCUGAAGACAUACAUACUGAGUAUUCUGAUCCGUACCAUCCUGGAGGUAGUGUUUUUGUGUCUACAGUACUUUCUCUAUGGCAUCUUCCUCCAUCCUCUGUAUGUUUGCAAGGCGUUGCCGUGUCCACAUCCAGUCAACUGUUAUGUCUCCAGACCCACUGAGAAAAAUGUCUUCAUUGUGUUCAUGUUGGCCGUUUCGGUCGUCUCCCUGGUGCUCAGCGUGGUGGAGCUGCAUCACCUGGCAUGGAGACACUGCUGCAGGAAGUUCUUCUCCUCAAAGAGUGUCAAGUCUGCAAACACCUCCAUGGUCCGACAGAUCUCCAUGUCUCCACCUCGACCGUCAACCCCACCUCCUGAUUUCAGUCAGUGUGUGACUGGCUCCUCGCACUUCCUCCCGCUCCCCUUCCCUAACAACGGACUGGCCUCUCAGCAAAACUCUGAGAACAUGGUGACGGAGAAGAACAAGAGGGCCGCUGCGGUCGAGGAGGCAAACUUUCUCCACAUGAAUUACUAUUCAACCAAAUGGGAGAACUGUGGAGACGGCCAGAUUCAAGACGGAGUGUACCUGAGUACUGACAGUAACAGCUACAGUCCUGAGAGCAAAGACAUGAUGUGCCUCCAGAUCCAGAGCAAUGGAACAGAUGGGCUGCUGCUGAAGGACAAGCGAAGAUUCAGCAAAACCAGUGGAACAAGCAGCCGAACAAGAGCGGGCGAUCUCUCAGUUUAGAAAUCAAAGCAGAGAUAGACUCCAGCUACAGUAUCCUUUCAACAGGAUUCAUAACUCUUGACUUUUUUCUCACCCUCUUGUGAUUCCAUUGACUUUACAAUUGGGGAUGUUGGAUUAGGAAAAUAAAUGCUUAGUGGAAACGCAGCAAUUUCAAAAAACUUUAGCUUUUUCAUGAAACGUCUCUGUGCUAGGAUGACAUGGUUUUUCAGUUGUAUCAAAAUGUAUCUCUUUCGCUAAACUAUAAUGAUAAUUCUAUCUUUGCAUCAUAUAAGUUGCGUGAUCAACAACCGGAUGUUACUACUGUCAGAAAAGACAAAGACUAUGACGACCGGAAGUGGUAGGAGGAUGGUUGUUUUUUUAAUGACUUAUCGCGUGAACAAACUUAUUCACAUGUUGCAUUUCCUAUUUAACUAAAACACAAUUGAGAAAUGCCACUGCUACAGUUAACUACAGUGAUGAUGUGUUGAUGUGUCACAUUCACAUUUAUGUGAAUGUGACACAUCAACAGAGCUGCUGGAUUCGAUGAGAAUCUUUGAAAACUGUCCUGGUCACUGAUUCACUGAAAUAACUUUGUCUUCAGACAGUAGCUACUUUUCCAUAAUAAAUGGGUCCAAAGCUUUGUCUAUUUGCUAAUGUAAAAAAAAUACAAUUUCAGGGUUUUUAUUAAAUUAGAAAUGAAGGGGUGUGCUGUGGUGGCGAAGGGGAUAGCACAACCCACAUUUGGAGGCCUUCAGUCCUCAACGCAGCCGUCGCGGGUUCGAUUCCUGGACCCGACUGACAUUUGCCGCGUGUCUACUGCCCCCUUUCCUGUCAGCCUACUGUCAUAUAAGGGACACUAGACCCCACAAAAGAAAAAAGAAAAAAGAAAAAAUUAGAAAUGAAAUAAAAAUCACAUUAAGCCUGUUCACAUGAUAAGUCAUUAAAAAUCAUAGCAGCAAUGGAUGGAAACAAUUACAUGAGAUAUAUCCAUGUUUGCUGCGACGGACUGGCGACCUGUCCAGGGUGUACCCCGCCUCUCGCCCGGAACGCAGCUGGAGAUAGGCACCAGCAACCGACCCCAUUUAGGGAAGAAGGGUGUAAGAAAAUGGAUGGAUGGAUGGUAUGCGCCAACUAGGUAUGCGGCAUUUUGAGGAAAGUGUAGUCGGCGAUUUUACAGAAGAGCUAUGGAUUCAACACUUUGGAAUGACACGAUUUUGCAAUGCUGUGAGAGCUCUGGUGGAGCCAGCUGCUCAUUGUAUGUAAAAUAAAAGACAAGCCAUCAUUCUCCUACCACUUCCUGUCAUCUUCUUCGUCAUUUUAGCCAGUAAUAACAUCCAGCUGUUGAUCACACAAGUCAUGUGAUAUAAAAAAAGUGUUUUUUAAUUGCAGUUUCACAAAGUACCUCUAUUUCAUGAGAGCCAAAAUAAACCCCUCAUUCUAGCGCAAAACCUUUUAUCAAGAAACAGCAGAUUUUGAGAAAUAAGUGCAUUUCCUCCAAUGUAUUUUUUUGUAUUUUUCAAGUUGCACUUUUCUAUGGUUAAAGGAAACACACCUGUUGUUAGCCUCUCAAACCAUUUCUGUAGUUCUUUUUAGAUGAGGUGCUGUGAAGUUAUUAGUAGGUCCCUUACCUGUUGCACAAAAUGUAAUAUAAGCAUUAGAUUGUUGGUCACAUAAACACAUUAAUAGUGUGGGAGAAGCUAACAGCUAGCCACACAUGUACCAUCUGUUACACUUGGUUCUGUUUUCUUUUUAUAUUUUGAAAUAGUAAUAAUAGUAUUGUUAUUUGUUACUACAGAUCACUUGGAAAUUAUAAGUCUGUUCUAGAUAUGUCGAGAACGGAGUCAAUCAUUAGAUUUUGUAUCAGUUGUACUACAACAUAGUUUGGUAUUAAAAACAAACAAAAACUAAAAACAGUCUUUGCUCUAUGCUUCACUUCAUACAGAGGGUUUGGACCCUCAGCUGUUGAGAAGUGAUUGCUUGUUGGAGGUGUGGAAAUGUUAAAUAACUGUAUCUGAUUUUACCCCAUCACUAUCGCUUGGCCGUGACGUAUGUAAUGCACCAAUUCAAAAUUGCUCACCAGGAAUUGGGUGUGAUGUAAACAACCGUCCCUCUCUGCAAAGAGAGAAGUGCCAAGCUGAAUCUUUGCUAGCAAUAAAAAAUCUUACAUUGUCAAUUUGUUAAAACUUUAAUUACAUAAUACUUGAAAACAUUCCCCACACAAAGUUAAUGACUUUGUUCAAUUAGAUACAAGGUCAGCUGGUGUAUACACUAUUCAGCUGGACAAAACAGAACCAAACUUAACAAUGGUCUGUUGAGAAGUUGCUAGUAUAUUGUUGCAUCAUGCUGUGAACACUUUCAGUUUGACUCCAUUUAAGUUUAAAUGUAAAAGUUAUCUAAAAACAGGCAGUGUUUGUUCAAUUAGCAGUUAGCUUCCACCACUCAGAGCAUUUAGUUAUUUCCAACAUGCUCACUGUGUUGUAACAUCUUUUGACCAUAUGGGAAUAUUGCUGAAAAUAACUGUUUAACUAUUAUAGACUGUACCUGAGCCAGUUGGUUUUGUGACAAUGUAAAGACCUAAAAAUGUAUAUAGAGUCCAGGAGAGCCAUUUAUUUUCCUUGGUCCUGUGGAUGAAGGCAGAUAUUAGCUUCUGCCGUAACGCUAAAUUGGUUUCCAUUGUGAGUAUUAAGAUAUAUUUGGCAUUUAAAAUAUUAAAAUAGGCAGUUCUAACUGUAUUUAUGGGGUUUCUGAAAUGUUCAAGGAUUUGAGUAAUUCAUGGGUGGUUGUAGUCUCUAACAUCCACGAAUACUGGGUGACCACUGUAUGCUGUAUUUAUGAUGAUAUGGUGUCAAUGUAUGUCACAGAAUCAAAGAUGUUUGCACUAUUGUUUUCUUAUUUUCGGCACAUCAGUUAGCAGCUUUUAUAUAUCUUCUAUAAAUUUUAAACCAUCUGUCAGAGUCUCUUCUGUCAAAUGUUUUUAUUUAACAUCCUUAUUGGAAAUAUUCUCAAAUAAAAAUAUACUCUCACGCUGUU
This is a messenger RNA of Gambusia affinis (western mosquitofish), 4640 nucleotides long. RefSeq names its product gap junction alpha-5 protein-like. The record is from RefSeq and is a predicted model, not a curated record. Gene Ontology annotation, cellular component: connexin complex. Gene Ontology annotation, biological process: cell communication. NCBI's taxonomy places the organism in Eukaryota, Metazoa, Chordata, Actinopteri, Cyprinodontiformes, Poeciliidae.